AUGUGGAGAACCGGCAUGGCUGCCGGGGAAGGCCUGCCGCAGAUGCUCCGGGCGGUCCGGGAGCAAGUGCAGCAGGCGGCGGCCCGGAGGCCCCAGACCUUACCUACCACGCCACCUCGUUUAGUGGCUGUCAGUAAAACCAAACCAGCAGCAAUGGUCAUUGAGGCUUACAACCAUGGGCAGCGUAGCUUUGGAGAAAACUACGUCCAAGAAUUAUUAGAAAAGGCAUCAGAUUCCAGUAUUCUUUCUUCAUGUCCGGAGAUUAAAUGGCAUUUUAUUGGCCAUCUGCAGAAGAGUAAUGUCAACAAGCUAAUCGUGGUGCCAAACCUAUUUAUGCUGGAAACAGUGGACUCCAUUAAACUGGCGGAUAAGGUGAACAGUACUUGGCAAAAAAAGAACUCUUCUGAAAAGUUAAAGAUCAUGGUGCAAAUAAACACCAGUGGAGAAACGAGUAAACAUGGGCUUCCGCCUGGGGAACUGAUCACAACGGUGGAACACAUCCUUCAGAAAUGUCCCAACCUAGAAUUUGUUGGCUUGAUGACAAUUGGAAGCUUUGGGCACGAUCUCAGUAAGGGUCCCAAUCCCGACUUCCAGCUGUUAAUAUCUCUGCGUCAAGAACUGUGUGAAAAGCUCAAUAUCCCUAUUGAAAAGGUUGAGCUGAGCAUGGGGAUGUCUACAGACUUUCAACAUGCAAUUGAAGUUGGCUCUACCAACGUCAGAAUCGGAAGCACAAUCUUCGGAGAACGCAGCUACCCUAACAAGCCCGCUAGCGACAAAACCCAUAAGGAGGUCAAGGACAGAUUGGAGAAUUUGACUCUGAAGGAGAACUAGUAGCAGAGGCCCAAGGGAUUCCCUCUGUUGGAGAGAAUCUGCUUGGGUACCCAGACCCUCGACUCUUUCUUUGUCCUGAUGACAGUGGAGCACUAGCAGGUACAUGGCAGGUGUGACAAGGACUCCAGCACCUGUACCUUUAUUCUUGUAUAUCCAUUGAGAUUGCAUUUAUAGAAAAACAA
Messenger RNA from Protobothrops mucrosquamatus (brown spotted pit viper), 1013 nucleotides. It is a transcript of the gene PLPBP, whose product is annotated as pyridoxal phosphate binding protein. The record is from RefSeq and is a predicted model, not a curated record. NCBI's taxonomy places the organism in Eukaryota, Metazoa, Chordata, Lepidosauria, Squamata, Viperidae. Bases 1 to 831 code for a protein of 276 amino acids. Gene Ontology annotation, molecular function: pyridoxal phosphate binding. Gene Ontology annotation, cellular component: intracellular anatomical structure. The transcript has 8 exons.